Molecule: messenger RNA, 2601 nt
Organism: Penicillium riverlandense
Lineage: Eukaryota; Fungi; Ascomycota; Eurotiomycetes; Eurotiales; Aspergillaceae
Exons: 4
Coding region: 1-2601 (866 amino acids)
Source: RefSeq, a predicted model, not a curated record
AUGGGCCGACAAGCCUACCUGAAUCGGCUCGCUCUGGGCCGGUCCCCGUACGAUGCCCCCGACUACGGCGCGGUGGAUCCCUCGAGCACGGUGCGACGAGUCUCCAGCAUCCACGCCGACGACUACAUGCAACAGUAUGACCACCGCGGCCACCCUGUCAACCCCGAGUCCAAAGUCCUUGGACGGGGCCUGCGGAGAGCCAAGAAUGACAUCCUCUCAACGAUGGGGAUCGUGGUGAGCGGGGAGGACCGGCAGACCAGGAUCCCCAAUGAACAGCAGAAGAUCAACCAGAUCGCCACCGAGAAUGACUUCGGCUUGGUCAUGACCACCCUGGACCAGCUGUUUGUCUUCUUCGGCACGUGGUGGACUACUUCGCUCACGGCUCGCAUUCUGACAUACAGACGCUAUACCCAUGCUGCCCUGCUGGAUGUCAUACGCUCUGAACGCGGGUCUACUGGCGUUGUCGGUUUCUAUUUUGCCGGAAUCCCUGCCUGGGCAGUAUCUAGCGGUUUCACUUUUGCCCGGGAAACCCCAUUGAAGCGGACCUUUACUUCUGUCCGAGAUUACCUCAUGGCAAAGACAGGGGAUGGCAGCCUCUCUCCCGUCGUCCGUUCGGUAUUCGGAGUUGCGUACACGGCGGCGAGGACCUCGGUGCUCAUGUUUUCCGUGGAAGCCUACAUGUACUCCUUGCUCCAGUCACUCUCGCUCGUGGCACCGAACUCUGUCCCUAGUCUUCGCCUCUUUAUCCCCUUUGGUGCCGAGUCCCUCAUUCAGCUGCCGCCACUCCCGACCGAAUUCACCUUCCAAUCCAUAGGCGCCUCGCUUACGGGCCUGUUAACGUCUCCUGCGGUUCUCGUGUUAAUAUAUGCAUAUUACCUGCGCCCGGAGCUCGAAGAGCGUCUUUACAGGUUGAUCCGUCGAAGGCUGCCAAAACCCACCCUUGCAGAUGAACUUUCGGUUCGUGUCGCUUUUGAAGAGAAUCUCAUUGAAUGGGUGGUGCCUACCCUUGGGCGGAGGUCGGAAGAGGAAAUUCAGCGUGCCAAACUUACAUUCCUCCAGGAUGUCCAGUGCGAGCUGGCCGCUUUUCGGGGAUGGGUUUUCUCGUGGUUUGGUCUUCGAUCAAGACACGCGCCAGAUCAGCAAACCAUCGAACCGGCCAGAGAUGACAGGAUUGAAAGCCUUCGCAACUCCAUCGAAACCUUGCAAAAUGAGCUUGAGGGGGCACAGUCGCGAAACCACACGGCCGAGCGUGGACCGGAUGAGCUCCUGGAAAGGAAUUUAGCAGCCACUCCUUUUUCUCACGUCGUCGAUAUUACGCAGCCAGACUUGCUGGGUGCUGCGCAAGCCUUGCAGUCCGAUGUGGUCACCACCACACUUGCCAUGAACCAGGUGCUCACGAACGAGAACCGGAUGUCGCAGUCUCCGGGAGAGAUGAGCAGCGACUACUUUUCCGAAAUGGCCACUCUAGGACAGGCGAGCGCCCUCUCGACCUCUUCCAAUCCGCAUGACCACCUGACACAUCAGGAUACACAACACGGCGAGGGAACGGCCAUGGACCGGCAGAAUUCACGGUCAAACACCCUAUUCUCACACCCAUCGUCCCCAGAUACAUCUCCGCCAACCUCGCCUCGUGUCCGGGCGUCGCUGAUCCAUCAAAGCUCCGACAUCAUCACUAUGCAGCUCGAGCUACUGGGCAACCGCAAUCGCAACGCGCAAAACCAGACUCGGGACCAGGAUCACCUGACUGUCCGGCCCAGCACUGAUGACCCUUCUCGGCCACCCUCGACGACCGUCGACCGCAGAUCGAUCGCCGAGUUUCUGGAUGCCUUGAUCUCGAGCCAGCAUCAUACAACGCUGAGUCCCCAGCACGCAGUAGUGCACCAAUCUAUCGCCGCAGACAGCGGCGCCCUUACCGACGUCGUGGCCGAACCUGAUCCCCCCAUGCCUGAAACUCAGCCUCCCCAUCCCCUUCCAGAUGCCGCGGUCACCGACCAUCCAGCUCUCGAGUCCACGGCCGACGUCCCCGUCCCCAGCACCACCCCGAACCUCCUGCCCGACGGCGUGGAGGAGCCAAACGACGACGACGAAGACGAAUCCCACACCCACCCACCCCCGGCCCCAGGCCCCGACCUGCACCAAAAUCCAGACAUAGUAGAACUGGACUCUCUCAUGGACCAACCACCCCUCACAUCCGCCACAACCCUCCCAUUCCCCUCACAAUCUUUCCUAAACCCAUCAUCCAUGGCACACAGAGUAACCCUUCUCUCCGCACACCCCAUCGACUCGCUCGCCUCCCACCUCGCCGCACUGCUAAGUGUCAUCCUGCUCUCCCCGCUGGAAUCCCUCUCUCUCCGCUCCCUAGCACACUCCUACCUCGGCUCCGCGCACCGCUCUUCUUCUUCGUCCGCCAUCCAGCUCGCGGACCUCCAUCCGCUGGGCCUGUGGUUCGGCGCAACCUCGUGGUCCGAUGCGUUUGCUUAUACGGGGCGCCUAGUCCUUAUGCGUGGUAUGCAGGCUGCGCUCAGGGCGGGCGUGUGGGGAUUCCUCGUUGGUUCGACUAUGAGAAUUGGGAGGAGUUUUUGUGGGUGGGGGAAGUUGUGA